Messenger RNA from Besnoitia besnoiti, 2901 nucleotides. RefSeq lists its product as uncharacterized. The coding region runs from base 1 to 2901 and encodes 966 amino acids. The transcript is spliced from 3 exons. NCBI's taxonomy places the organism in Eukaryota, Apicomplexa, Conoidasida, Eucoccidiorida, Sarcocystidae. The record is from RefSeq and is a predicted model, not a curated record.
AUGGCGCCUGCAAACAGAGGAGAAGUGUGCCCGCCGCCGCCUGGACGGGGCGCUACCAGCCUGGAGAAGCGGAUUCCCGGCGCAGCGAGAGGCGAGGCGGAGAACGGCUCCGCGACUCCGAGGCCAGACACCCUGCUCCCCCACGGCCGUCUCUCCCCGAGAGACGAUGCAGCACCGCUCUCCCCGGUAGGGGCGGCUUCUCUCGCGUCGAGUCUGCCUUCGCCACGGAGCCUCACAGACUCUGCGCGGGAGCCACCGCUUGACGCGCUCCCGCUAGCAGCUCUGAGCGAGGACGACGCAAGGGCGCCUGCCGCACGUUCUCCUGAGCAGCUCUCGAGUGGAGACAAGGCCGCCGCCGGAGAUCCGCCUCAGUCUGGCUCCCCACUUCUCACCGCAUCUUCCGCCCCCUCUCGAGAUGACCGCGCGACACGCCACUCGAGUCCAGAUCUAUCUUUGCGAGGUGAGCGGCGAGAGGACGAGCAGACCGCGCAACUCUGCCAGGCCGCCGCCAUCCAGGUUCCGGCAGAUAACGUCGACGUCGGUGGCGACCGCGUCCCCCUCUCCUACGGGGCGCUCUCUGUGACCCCGCGUGUGCAAGCGGAGCCGCCGUGUAGAGAGCGGGCAACUGAAGAGGUGAAACAGCCUUGCGGGCUGUUUUCGCCUCCUUUUUCUCCCGAGUUUCGCAUCGAUGGCAACUCUGCGCCGCCCCUCCAGCUCGAGGACCUCCUCAAGCUCCUGUCCGUUGGCGGCUCUUCCGGCCUGCAGACGUCAGCGAGAGCGGGGGCAAGCGCCGACGCGCCUGCGUCUUCGCCUGUGGCUCAAAAUAGCCCGGGCUCUUUCUGUCCCUUCCUGGAAAACGUGGUGACCAGCAGAGCUGCCGACCUGCCGCCGCCGGGGUCUGCAAGUCUGGCGCCCGGCUUUGCGCCCGAACGGCCUCAUGCGGUUGGAGGAGCGCAGUCUUCACUCAGUGAUGCCGCCUGCACCAUGUCCGACCUCGGAGUUGCUUUUCGGCUUUUUGGAGACAACAACCCCUGCAGCGCGCCGCAGCCUUCCAGGCCAGAGAGAAAAGGGCAGCAGGCCCUUUUUUUCCGUGCCGACCCGCGCGGAACCAUGCGCCCACGCCAAUGGCCCAGCACUGAGACGGGCGUCCGCAGCAACCCCCCCAGAUUCGGAGGCAUCCACGCCUUCAAAGGCGGCCGCGGCAUCUUUGGCCGAGGAGAGCGAAGUGCAGCAAACUUUGAAGUGAAUAGUCUGCAUGCGAUGAAAGCUCUCCAAAGCGCGCAGCCAGACACGCGGGAUUCGCCGCUGUCUCGCCUCGUCUUCGACGAAGACCGAAAUCCAGAGUCCUCCGCCCCGCGCCUCCCGGCUGCGCCAGGCCAAGCCAAGCCGCCUGGCGUCGGCAUCCGCACGCCAACUGAUAAGGACGCCCUCCCGUCGCUCGACGUGCUUCUGACAGCGCUGACCCGCUGCGGCGGACUGCCUCCGCAGUCACACGAGGAAGAGGACAAAGGGUCGAAGCUGAGCCGUCUUCUCUCUCUCUCAGGCGUAGCCAAGGCACUCGCAAGAGCCGUGGCUGGGACCGCGAGUCCGGGUGGCACGGGCCUGGGAGACAGUGCUUCCGGCGUCUGGGGCCCGUGUCGGGAGCGUCUCUCUCCCCUACCUGUCGACUCCGAGAGGUCGCGGCAGGCCGCCCAGUCGCGUCCGUCUCUGUCUCCCUCAGUCGGGUUCAUCCCCACUCGCGUUCCUACGCCGCCGGAGACUGUUAUCCUAUCUGCACCUCCCGGCUUCUCCCACCUGCGGCCGCCGCCGCCGCUGCUGACCGACGAGGCGCUUUUCUCCUCUCGCGAGCCUCACGCCGCGCGCCCGACCAACAGAUGCGUGCCUCCCCACCCUGGCGAGCCGAAGGCACUUUCCGGUUUUCUGCGUGACUCGCGAGAGAUGAACGCCGCCAGUCUCCCGGGCGAGCCUCCGCGACCCACGCCCGGAGCCCCGUGCAUGGGCGCAGGGUACCAGGGACCCGGAGCGACAGCGCUCCGGCGAGUCUCCCUUGAGGGCACAGGGAGCGUUGCGGGCGCGCUGGGCUCCAGCGCGCUCGGGCAACGCAGUCCAGUAGCCACGAGUCGCGACUCUGUCAAGGAAUUGGGCGACUUGGAGUCCUCGACUACGCUGGCCUCCGAGGGCGCCAUCCCCGUUCACCGGACAACGAAGAAGACGCGGAGGGGCAAGCGUGGAGGAAGAAGAAAACGCGGAAACGGGGCUGUGAAGGUUGGCAGUCUUCCCUCCUCGCCAGGGCUUUUCCUCAGCGCAGGGGUCGACUUGGGGACACCCCUGUCGACCCCGCUGACGUCGUUCACCGUCGCAAGGAGUCCAGGCAGCAACAGCUGGGGCGACCGUCUGACAGAACUCGCCUCCUCCUUCGCGGGCCUCCCGGUAGGCCUCGCCAGCAUCAUCUCUGAAGUCUCCACGGGGACUCUCCGCGCGCCUCCGCCAGGAGGAGGGCUCACACCGUCACCGUGGCGCGGGGCCCAGAGCAGAGCGGAAAAACCACGACGCGAGUUCGCCCAGACUAGUGAGCGGGGAUUCGGGCGCGAGGACGCCUACGAGCGACGCCCGCAUGCUUGCUCGCCGUCGGUGUAUCAGAAACUAGGGCUCUGUGAGGCGAUGCAGCAGCGAAGGGAGUUCGUCACGUCUCCAUAUCGUGCGGGACUCCUCGACGGCGCCUCCCUCGCCGGAAAAGGCGUUGUGCCUGGACGACGAGCGGGCCUGUUGCCGGGAGACGAUCGCAGACCAAUGCACAUGCGGACGCCAGACACCACCUCCACCGCUUGCUCGCCCGCCUUCUCUCCGGGCUUGGGCGGCGGGGCGGGCGGAGGCGGCUCAGGCGCGCGCGAGGCUUGCUGA